GGCUGCAAUUUAAAAGCGAAAGUAAAAAUGACGUAUGCAGUUUUUGUGUACUUGACUUCACGGGCUUCCGGUUGUUUCAGAUCACGGGCUUAUAGAAUUUCCCUAGAAAAUGGCCUUCGGAUGUAAGAGUCCGAGGUAUAUAAGGAGCGUAGGGACGUUAACCGAGGCUCUUAUUUGUAGGAGUAUCCUCAGCGCCUAUGGGUGAAAUUUUAUGAGGAAGAACGUCUACCCUUUGAUAAUAUAGAUGUGACAUUAGAUAAAUCUCUAAUGGAAAAAAUCACGAACCUUUCAAACUGAAGCAUAUAGAUACAAUGGAUCAAAAUGAAAACCAAUAAAGUGAAGGCUCAGUAAUAUCAGAAAAAGUCAUUGAAAACAAAUGCUCUUCAGCACAAGAAAAACUAAACCAACAUGUGAAAAUCUUCAACACUAGAGAGCUUUUUUAUUAUCAAAUAGGAGACUGUUAUAUUUUCAAUGAAAAAAAGAUCAGUUGUACUAGUGAAAAAGCAGGUAAUCUGGACUUCACAAGAAGUAAAUGCAUAAAGAAUCAAAAGAGAAAGGAAAUUCAAUAUGAAUGUUGUGAUGGAUGUUCUCAGAAACUGAUAUGUAGAACUUGUAGUGUGAACAAUCCCAAAAGUUCAGUAAGGAAAAAUAAAAAUAAAGAAAUGAGUAGUCAGAACUUAUUCCCCGUUAGUCAUUCUGAAAAGGAAAAAGAGGAUGGAAAGGAAACUGACAUAUUAUGCUUGAAAAAGGUGAGCUGUAAAAUUAUUGAUGCAAAUACUGAGUCAGCUUUAGAUACUGAAACUAAACACAGCUGUUCUAUUUCAUGUCAUGCAGGAAAUAUACAUAGCAGUUGUUCAAAAGGACUUAGUUGCAGUAAUUCUGACUUCCAAAAAACAAUAAAAAGAACAUAGAACCUAAUCUUUGUAUCAGAAUGCUUAAAUGUAAGUUUUGUGGAAUGGAGAAUAAAUGUGAUGUCAACAUUCAACAUGUACAAAGGUGAUCAAUGAAAAUUCUACAGCAAUAAUCGAAGAAGAUAUGGUUCAUCCAACAGUUUUAUCAUGGGAUAAGAUGCAGCAUUUAAUUCAAGAGGUUUUACACAAUCUUCUUCCAACUGGGGCCCACUUAGAAAUAUGUCUAACCAUCCUAAAACUUCUUAACUUUCAUGUAAACUCCCGUAAUGAAGAUUUUGGCGUUGACUUCAACUUCCUGAAGUUUUGUUUCGAUAAAAUGAAAGAUUCUGAAUUUGGAGUGAAUGAACCAGAAAGUGAUCUCCAUAUAUCAAGAAACAAACUGAAGUUUUUGACUGUUUUGGGCACAUGGUUAGGGAAUGAAUUUCAUAAUUGUUCUCGCAUGAUUUCUAACAGAGAGGACAAUUUUAAGCACGAGCACAUCAGCUGUAUUGACAAUUUACCACCUUCCAGUGAUAUUGUUAAUCAUAUAUUUCCUGUUUUUAUGACAGCUUUUAAUUUACAUUGGCAGGGAUUUAGCACUCCAGUCAAUGAAUAUAGUGUGCCUUCCUUGGCCCUUAAACAUAAUUAUACAUGUACUGGUAAAAAGCAAAUGAUGGAAGAAGAGCAAACAGGGCCAAUUUACCCACUUAUUCAACUCAUUCUAGAAUUUGCAAACAAUUCACUUAUAUCAGGUGUUGCACAUGUAGUAUUUUCUAAAAUAAAGUACACAAAAUAAAAAAAAAAAAGGUCUCUUUUUUACAAAGUGGUCAUUAAAAUCAACACUUCCUUGUAUGUGAAGUUUUUGAAACAGA
Saccostrea cuccullata (small rock oyster) is the source of this 1762-nucleotide messenger RNA. RefSeq lists its product as uncharacterized. NCBI's taxonomy places the organism in Eukaryota, Metazoa, Mollusca, Bivalvia, Ostreida, Ostreidae. The record is from RefSeq and is a predicted model, not a curated record. Bases 1036 to 1686 code for a protein of 216 amino acids. The transcript is spliced from 2 exons.